UUUCCUGUUUCCAUCCAAACUGCAGCAACGUGAGAAUUCCGGAAAUACAGUUUGUAGAGAGCGUUGUUCUAUUUCUUUCUAAAAAUGGUCCGUAAAUUGAAAUACCAUGAACAAAAAUUGCUGAAGAAGGUGGAUUUUAUUAACUGGGAGGUAGAUAACAACCUCCACGAGGUGAAAGUGUUGCGGAAAUACCACAUCGAGAAGAGGGAAGACUACACUAAGUACAACAAAUUGAGUCGCAAUAUACGAGACCUGGCCCAAAAAAUUCGAGACCUGGACGAGAAAGAUGGCUUUAGAGCUCAGAGCACACAUCGACUACUGGAAAAACUGUACGGCGUUGGACUAAUCCCCACAAAACAGAAUCUGUCCCUUACAGAGAAGGUCACAGCAUCCUCCUUCUGCAGGAGGAGACUACCCUGCGUGAUGCUGAGGCUCCGUAUGGCUGAGAACCUAAAAACCGCCAUCACCUUUAUCGAGCAAGCGCAUGUACGUGUCGGCCCUGAGAUUGUCACAGAUCCAGCAUUUCUUGUCACAAGAAACAUGGAAGAUUUUGUUACCUGGGUGGAUUCAUCCAAAAUCAAACAGCAUGUCAUGAAUUAUAAUGAUCAGAGAGACGACUUUGACAUGUUGGCUUAAAUCUUUCAUCAUGUUCUUCAAAGAGGAGCGGCUACAGCUGAAAUAUUUUACUGGAGGCAAGCUAAGUCUUCCCGCUACACUCAACAACAUGAGCAAGGACUCUACAGUCGCAAUCAUUUUUAAUAUAGUGAAAAAAAUGUACAUCUUAUUUGUGAUGCAUUAAAAUAUAUAUUGGUGUAUCAAGCUGCUCAACACCACAAGAGUUCCUGAGAUGCUGUUUUCUUUGAACCUGAGCAGACUUCUGAUACUUGGUACAGAGAUAAAGCUAUCGAUGCUUGGUUUUGAUUGAUACAUUUUUUUGGGAACAAAACUGAUUUAU
Molecule: messenger RNA, 955 nt
Organism: Doryrhamphus excisus (bluestripe pipefish)
Lineage: Eukaryota; Metazoa; Chordata; Actinopteri; Syngnathiformes; Syngnathidae
Gene: imp3
Product: IMP U3 small nucleolar ribonucleoprotein 3
Biological process (GO): ribosomal small subunit biogenesis; rRNA processing
Cellular component (GO): Mpp10 complex; small-subunit processome
Molecular function (GO): snoRNA binding; rRNA binding
Source: RefSeq, a predicted model, not a curated record